UACCUCACCGCAACCAGGUGAGGUCUCUGUCAGUUCCCAUCUCGUGGCCGGAGUCGACUGACUCCUCCAGUGAUUUUCGGUGCCGCGAACCCUCCGCGACUACGCGCAGUGCGAUUGGAUUCUACCUCACCCCCCGUCCAAACAAUCAAGCAGAAACAUGACGUUAGUACAACCAACACCCGAGAUGCAAACUCGGAUACGAGUGGAGCUCAAUGAGGAUGUCUCUACAAGGCAGAAAGAUUUGGAACACAUCAAAGAAUGGCUAGACAGGCAACCUCACCUACCCUCUUCCCAUGAUUAUGAUGACGGCAGGAUCAUGACAUUCUUACGGGGCUGCAAAUUCUCAUUAGAAAAGACAAAGAGGAAGCUUGACAUGUAUUUCACAAUGCGAACAGCUGUCCCUGAAUUUUUCGGCAACAGAGAUCCAGAGAAAGACGAAAUUAAAGAAGUCAUGAAAAUAACGAACAUCCCCCCGCUGCCGGGUCUAACCCCGAACGGACGGCGAGUGAUCGUGAUGCGCGGCGCAGACCUGGACGGAAACAACCUGCCCAACGUCUCGGACUGCAUGAAAGUGGUGCUCAUGAUCGGCGACAUCCGACUCAAGGAGGAAAUCGUAGGAGUCGCCGGUGACGUCUACGUCCUCGACGCCGCCGUCGCUACCCCUCAACACUUCGCCUCCCACUUCUCCAAGUUCACCCCCACACUCAUCAAGAAGUUCCUUAUCUGUGUCCAGGAGGCCUACCCUGUAAAAUUAAAAGAAGUUCAUGUCAUAAAUGUCUCACCUCUUGUUGACACCAUCAUCAGCUUUGUCCGACCAUUCCUUAAGGAGAAAAUUCGUAACAGAAUUCAUGUCCAUGCAGAUCUAGACUCCCUGUACAAAUUCGUGCCGAAGGACGUCCUUCCGGAGGAAUAUGGCGGCUACGCGGGGCCCAUCGCCGACAUCAACAAGCAAUGGUACCAGAAGCUGAUGGAUUACCGCGACUGGUUCCUGCAACAGGAAACGGUGAAAGCAGACGAAGCUCGACGCCCUGGCAAGCCCAAGACCCACGACGACCUCUUCGGGCUGGAAGGCUCCUUCAAACAGCUCACUAUCGAUUAACACGCCCAAAUUCCAUCAACCAAAGCUCGCCACCCUCCACCAACUCAGGCAAAACAAAAAGGAACUACACGAUAUCAUCGGCCUCCUCUCGUCUAUACCUCUUUUCACACGGUCCAGCAUAUUCAGAAAAAAUGCAGGUGUCGACUGAUAACAACAUACAGGACAUUUUAUGACGUCACUAUAACGACACCGUGAAAUAUCCUGCUGUGAGGUCGACUUCAGAUCCAUUGAAACCGUGUCAACUAAUGAAAAAAGCAUAAAAAGAUCCGCUAUUGCCAGCGUUCAUGAAUUUCGGCGUGUAUUACAGUUUACACUGAUGAUACCUUAAUUACGAAUGAGAGGUUUUACCUAUUAUAAACGCUGAUAAUUUGCUCAUGAUAAUGCAAGGAACUCUGAAGAACGUCUUUACAUUAUAAGCUUAGAUAAGUGAUAUUAUUCUGUGUAAGUUCUCAACAUUUUUAAUUUUUUCCCCUAUAUUUACUUACAAAAAUAGGGAUUUUUACAAGCAAUAAAAAAUUACCUAAGAAUAGGUAAAUCCCGUACAAAUUUAAUUGCCAAAGAUGAAUUUUUUCCCCUUAAAUCAAAAGAUCAUUUUAGGCUGUAAGUAGUAUACUCGAUUGAUUCCGACUUACUUGCUGUGCGAAAUUAUUUUUUCAAGUAUCAGAGUGAACAAUUCAAAGAUUCUAUCAAUCCAAAUACGCACAAAUAAAGAGAAAAUAUUACCGGUUUUGUUGAAAUUGAGUUCGACAGAUGGUGACAAGAUCCAAGACCUGUCAGCUCAUGGAAGUGCAUCCGGCAUCUGAGUGAAUUGUUGAACCAUUGGAGCAGUCUUGCUUAUUUUUAAAAGUUCCAAUCUAUAUAUUAAUUGUUCUCGAUAUUUUUUUAAUUAUUUUACCUUUUUUAUAAGAAAUAUAUACUUCACCGAUGCUUAAGCUUUUGUUUGCUUUUUUCAGUCGCAAUCAGAUUAAAUCUGUCUGUGAUGGAGACAGUCCAAAAAAGAGCCUUAUCACUGUAAGGCUCUUAAAAUUUUUCAGCGCACCAAACGAAAAAUCAAUUUUGAUUAAAUUAUGCCGAUACUUUCUUCUCAAUGUUCCAUGGACAACACUUUCAAGGACAUGUAGAGAAAAUUUUAUGUUGCAAUUUGUUUGGUAUAAAAUGUCAUAGGCAUUGCCAAUAAAAUGUGUCUUAAGGUGACGAUGCGCCCGAAAACGUCAA
Molecule: messenger RNA, 2314 nt
Organism: Bemisia tabaci
Lineage: Eukaryota; Metazoa; Arthropoda; Insecta; Hemiptera; Aleyrodidae
Product: alpha-tocopherol transfer protein-like
Cellular component (GO): membrane
Molecular function (GO): phosphatidylinositol bisphosphate binding
Source: RefSeq, a predicted model, not a curated record